Pseudovirgaria hyperparasitica is the source of this 1443-nucleotide messenger RNA. RefSeq lists its product as uncharacterized. The coding region runs from base 1 to 1443 and encodes 480 amino acids. The record is from RefSeq and is a predicted model, not a curated record. Gene Ontology annotation, molecular function: protein binding. NCBI's taxonomy places the organism in Eukaryota, Fungi, Ascomycota, Dothideomycetes, Acrospermales, Acrospermaceae. The transcript is spliced from 3 exons.
AUGGCUCUUGCAGACUUGCCAACAGAGUUGCUUCUGCCGAUCCUGACCUAUGCUGCUCAGGUGAGGGGUUUGAAGAGAGCGUUGCGGCUGAGAUGUGUUUGUAAGCGAUUCGCGUUUCUGAUGCAUGAUGCCAUUUACGAGAGUACUCUUCUCGAAUGUCCCAGAACGUGCGAACUUCAAGCCCUGCCACCGGCAAACGUAGGCCCGCGCGCGCUAUACCGCCAGCGAAAACAGGAGGCGACAGACCAGAAGGCAGCACGAGAUCUUCUUUAUCGCAACCGCAAAUUCUUCGAGGGUUUCCUCGCUUACAGGGCGCUGAAGAAAGGAUGCCGACUAACGUCGUACUCUCCUUAUCUAAGUGCCAUUUGUAAUCUGGCUCGUGAGCUUCUUUGGCACCGACAUCGCCGGCAACUUGAGGACUCUUUUUCCGAUGAGGAGUACAGAGAGAUUGUAGCGAGACUCUGUGCUCUACCAUUGGUAGGUGGCCAUUAUAGGGAACAUUUCUUCGGCUUUCAUGCCGAUCUGAUUGAUAAGAAUGCAAACUGCAGCCUCGAUGCCCUCAUCUCAGAGAUCCCACCGAAGUGGCUAUUGAGUGCAGCUGCCUACUUAGGAGAUAUAGACAUCGUGAACAGAUACAUUUCUAGUAAUUUCGUGGAUCAAGACUCACUGUUUCCGACACCUCUUCUUGCUGCUUCCCAAGCCGGUCACCUCGAAGUCGUCAGAGCAUUGAUAGGAGGACCAAAUCUCAAUCAUGGUAGCUCCGGCCUCCGUUAUAUAAUCUGCAACGCCGCCGGCCCUGCAGGCCACGAUGAUAUCGUCGGCCAAGCACUCGAUCCAGCCUGGGAAACGAACGAAUCCGUACCAACCAAUGCUCACUAUCUCACUCAUUUAAGUAUCAAGGCCCUCUCCACGACAACCAGCAUAUCACACUUCCGUCUCUGGUUCCCGCAGCUCCAGCACGCAAUCCCUCAUUACGAGCUAAAAUGGCUUCCCGACAAUGUCGCCAUAGCCGCGAGAGAUGGAGCACUAGAAAAGCUGAAGUUCCUCAUCGAACUGGGCGGUCCAAUGGAUGGUCGCUUUCCCGAUACAGCCAGCGAAUUCAAUCGUCCAAUCAGCCAAGCUGCGCAGAACUGCCACGAUGAAGUUGUGUUCUUUCUCCUCGACAACGGGGCUGAGCUCGAUCAUGCCUUGAAAGCUGCAGUCAUGGGAGGAUCACGCAGUAUCGUAAGGCUGCUGAUGCAAAGCAGGCCACUAGAUGCGGAUAUCGUGCAAAUAGCGUUUGUGGAGGCUAUAAAACGGGAGAAUAUCGCUAUGAUCAGAUGUCUAGAAGACAAUGGCGCUGUCAUGAGCGGCAAGGCGAGAGAAGAGGCUGUCAAUGCGACGUCUGGGGAAGUACUGAAGUCGAUGAUGGACUUCUUGGAUCUGAAGGAGGUGGAACUGUGA